CUUCAUCACAUACACAGGGCAGCGCGGUCACGUGAUCUGCAGGAGUCCCGGCCGGACCGGAGAAAUGUCCGUUCAUGAUCCGAGCAUCGGUGAUUCAGCUCGAACUCUUCAGACGUCCACCCUAUCUCAGUGUAGAUGUUAUUUAGUGAUGUAUGAGUGUGACACGCUGGAGUGCAGCGAGCAGCGUCGGUGAAGAGACACGCGUCGCGUCGCGUUUGCCGCAGCCUCCUUGAUGGACCGCAUGAAGAUCAUUAAGAAGCGGCUGUCCAUGAGCUUGCAGAGCGUCCGGCGUUUGGACGAGAGUCUGUCCGAGCUUCCAGAAGACACCGGCCUGGACGAGCCUCCCCUGACCCGAGACAUCGGUGUAGUCCAGGGGAAAAUGUGGUCGGAUGGAGAAAGUGAUCAAGCUUCAGGAACCUCCUCUGAUGAAGUCCAGAGUCCUGUACGAGUGCGGAUGCGUAGUCUUCAACAGCGCCUCUCUAAUGAGGAAGUCAAUAAACGUCUUUCACUGCCAGCGGAUAUUCGUUUGCCGGAGGGUUACCUCAAGAAGUUCGCCUCGAACAGCCCGCCGUUUGACAAACCUCUCAGUCGAAGGUUUCGCAGAACGUCACUCUCAGAAAUCGGCUUUGGCAAAUUAGAGUCAUAUGUCAAACUGGACAAACUGGGAGAGGGCACAUAUGCCACAGUGUUUAAGGGGCGUAGUAAGUUAACGGAUAACCUAGUGGCUCUGAAGGAGAUCCGGUUGGAGUAUGAGGAAGGCGCUCCCUGCACCGCCAUACGAGAAGUGUCUCUCCUGAAGAACUUGAAACACGCCAACAUCGUCACGCUCCACGACAUCAUCCACACAGAGAAGUGCCUUACACUCGUCUUCGAGUACUUGGAGAAGGACCUCAAGCAGUAUCUGGAGGACUGUGGGAGCAUCAUGAGCGUUUAUAAUGUAAAGAUCUUCCUGUUCCAGCUGCUGCGAGGUCUGGCUUACUGUCACCGGCAGAAAGUGUUGCACAGAGACCUCAAACCGCAGAACCUCCUCAUCAGCGACAGGGGCGAGCUCAAACUGGCCGACUUCGGUCUCGCUCGCGAGAAGUCCGUUCCCUCAAAGACUUUCUCUAAUGAAGUCGUCACUCUCUGGUACAGACCUCCGGAUGUGCUGAUGGGGUCCACCGAGUACUUCACCUCCAUCGACAUGUGGGGUGUAGGUUGUAUAUUCUAUGAAAUGAUCACCGGACGCCCCCUCUUCCCUGGGUCGACGGUGGAGGAUGAACUUCAUCUUAUAUUCCGGAUAUUGGGUUCUCCGACUGAGGACUCUUGGCCAGGAGUCAAUACCAAUGAAAACUUCCUUUCCUUCAACUUCCCCCAUUAUGACGGGGAACCUCUGAUCACUCAUGCACCCAGGAUCACCAAUGACGGUCAUGAUCUGCUAUGCCAGUUUUUACAGUUUGAAGCAAGGCGGCGUAUUUCUGCAGAAGUGGCUCUUCGGCACAUUUAUUUCAGAGAAUUGGGAGACAAAGUACAGGAUCUGGAUGACACUACCUCCAUCUUCUCCGUGAAGGAGAUUCGACUGCAGAGGGACCCAGGAAAACACUUUCCAGCGCAAAGAGAGUUGGCGGUGGUCCAUCGAAUGGGCUCUGCCCCACCUGAACAUUUCCUCUCUGAGGGAGUGAACCGUCUUCUUCAUCCGGCCCCGCUCUCGUCGUAGACCGGCUCAUGCAGAGUUUCCUCUCCUUUGCAUUUGCUGUGUAACAUUUUGUUGGUCUUUCUUUGUUUACAAAGUUCUCUUAUCUUUUAACAUCUUUUUUAAUUGUUUUUAUUUGCACAUAUUUUGUCUCUGUCUGUAAAUAUCUUUAUGAAAGACAGUGAAGAACAAAAAUCAUUGCUAUUAGGCAUCAAGUCCCAAAGAUGUGCAAUGCCCCAAAAAGUGUUUGUUAGUCACUUUUCUUCUGCCAUGGGAAUCUAUUGCAGCCCAAAUUACCACAGGGUCAAAGGUUGUGAAAUGGCAUAGCCAUGGCAUGGGCUCUAAUUGUCAACACAUUAAGGAUUUGCCCCUCAACGUCUCCAGUUUUGCUGUCUUUCCCAUCUUCCAAUUGGGCCAAGCCAAAUUCAGCGCAGUUUCACUGUUAGCCAUAUUGCAUCGUUCUCGGAGAACUUCAAGUUUGCCAAAUUGUAGCUGGUCUCCGAAAAAAGUGUCCAAUCUUGACCACUUUUCAUCCAAUCUUGAGUCCCACAUCAUGUCUUCAGACUAUCUUUGAGAUCUAGCACUUUCAAUUACUACUGUAUAUGAAGUGUAUUACAAAAAUAAACUUGCCUUGCCGGUGCAAAACUAACCAAAUGGAUUUUUAUAAUGCAACAAUUCAGCAAUAGUGAGUCCUUCUCAAUCGCAGGCUGUUUCCUGAGAGCCGUCGAAGGCCGUCUUCAUUUGAAGGAUCCUUGGGAGGCAGUGUAUGUUCUGCGUCCCUCAUUCAGUGUGUUUUGGAGGACACACUAAGAGAAUUGUCAGGAAAUGAAGCCCCCCAGAUGUAGGUCUUCACACAAAAGGUUCCUGUAGGGAGAGGACCAAUAAAACCCGUAUUUCCAGAAGCCCUGUGGAUCUAUACUUUUUAAAAUAAGUUGUUUGGCGUCAUUACCAUUAUCUCUCUUUUCAACUCAGGGGAAGUCUCAUCUAAGUGUUUUGCUUUAACUCAUAUUGACGUGUAUGUGAUGAUGUCACAGGCACAUGUGCAAAGAGCAUGCAAUCAACAUACAACAGAAACUCAGAUUAAAGAUUCACCAUAGGGGCGUAUUUGAAGCAUGGAGUUCAUUUAUACAUGUAAAUAUGCACAAUCACGUGUGCGCAUAUGCAUACUGUGGUAUAAAGAAAUGUGUAAUUCAUUUUUUUCUUUGGAACAUAAGGAGUUCGUAGAGCUGUGGACAACAGCGUGGUAGGGGUGGUUACAGCUCUGGUGACCCGAGGGUGUCUGGACUAGAGUCUGCCGAAUUGAGGGUGUCUAGUCUAGCUUUUGGUGACCCGAAGGUGUCUAGACUAGCGUACGGUGACCCAAAGGUGUCUGGUCUAGUGUCUGGUGACCUGAGGGUGUCUGGUCUAGCUUCCGGCUACCCGAGGGUGUCUGGACUAGAGUUUGGUGACCCGAGGGUGUCUAGACUAGCGUCCGGUGACCUGAAGGUGUCUGGACUAGAGUUUGGUGACCCGAGGGUGUCUAGACUAGUGUCCGGUGACCCGAAGGUGUCUGGACUAGAGUUUGGGGACCCGAAGGUGUCUAGACUAGCGUCCGGUGGCCCAAGGGUGUCUGGUCUAGUGUCUGAUGACCUGAGGGUGUCUGUUCUAGCGUUCGGUGACCCGAGGGUGUCUAUACUAGCGUCCGGUGACCCGAGGGUGUCUAUACUAGCGUCCGGUGACCCGAGGGUGUCUGGACUAGCGUCCGGCGACCUGAGGGUGUCUGGACUAGCGUCCGGCGACCCGAAGGUGUCUGGACUAGCGUCCGGCGACCCGAAGGUGUCUGGACUAGCGUCCGGUGGCCCGAGGGUGUCUGGACUAGAGUUUGGUGACCCGAGGGUGUCUAUACUAGCGUCCGGCGACCUGAGGGUGUCUGGACUAGCGUCCGGCGACCCGAAGGUGUCUGGACUAGCGUCCGGCGACCCGAGGGUGUCUGGACUAGCGUCCGGUGGCCCGAGGGUGUCUGGACUAGAGUUUGGUGACCCGAGGGUGUCUAUACUAGCGUCCGGUGACCCGAGGGUGUCUGGACUAGCGUCCGGCGACCUGAGGGUGUCUGGACUAGCGUCCGGCGACCCGAAGGUGUCUGGACUAGCGUCCGGCGUCCGGCGACCCGAGGGUGUCUGGACUAGCGUCCGGUGACCCGAGGGUGUCUGGACUAGCGUCCGGUGACCCGAGGGUGUCUGGACUAGCGUCCGGUGGCCCGAGGGUGUCUGGACUAGAGUUUGAU
This is a messenger RNA of Pimephales promelas (fathead minnow), 3935 nucleotides long. Its product is annotated as cyclin-dependent kinase 16. NCBI's taxonomy places the organism in Eukaryota, Metazoa, Chordata, Actinopteri, Cypriniformes, Leuciscidae. The record is from RefSeq and is a predicted model, not a curated record. Gene Ontology annotation, biological process: protein phosphorylation. Gene Ontology annotation, cellular component: cytoplasm; nucleus. Gene Ontology annotation, molecular function: ATP binding; cyclin-dependent protein serine/threonine kinase activity.